Messenger RNA from Cryptotermes secundus, 1107 nucleotides. RefSeq lists its product as uncharacterized. The record is from RefSeq and is a predicted model, not a curated record. The transcript has 4 exons. Lineage: Eukaryota; Metazoa; Arthropoda; Insecta; Blattodea; Kalotermitidae. The coding region runs from base 37 to 486 and encodes 149 amino acids.
CUCUUGAGUGUGUGACGAGCUUUCUCUGCACCUGAAAUGCCAAUGUUACGUGUUGCAGAUCACCACUGGAUACCGUGCGACAAUGGAAAAGUGCCAAUGGAUGCCUUCAUCUGUGGGAUGGAUAAGGACGGGAGCAGCCUGUACGUAGGGCGAGCAUUCCAUGAAGGUGAUCUGUUGCCCGGAAAGAUCGUGCCCAGCCACGGCUGCAUCUACGUCUGCCGUAAUGGCGCGGAGCACGGUGUGAAGCGCUAUGAGGCGCUCGUGGGCGGAAACUUCGCAUGGACGAACACGAGUGGGAACCGAAUACCGCGUGACGCCGUGGCUGCUGGGGAGACCGCAACCAAAGAGAAACUGUACGUGGGCAGAGUGGUGCAUGAUGGCACUCUGACCAUUGGCAAGGUGCACCCUAGUCAUGGCGUGUGCUACAUCCCCUACGACGGGAAGGAGCUGUCCUUCCAGGUUUACGACAUCCUCGUGUCCAAGUAGUGAGGGAAGCACAAUCAUGUUCCGCCAUACAUGGGACGUCUGUUGCUACUCUGAUGUGGUGGGUCAUGGUCAUACGGGAAGUGUGAGAUCCCGGCUGGUUCUGGUGUACAGCGGCAGUCGUACUGUUCCUGUUGGGUUUCAAACACAUCGUGUCUCACGGUUAGAACAUUUUGUGACUGAUGCAACGUCGUUAAAUAUACAGAGAAGGAUAUACAGUAUAUUAUAACCUGAAUGCUGUUGGUCCAAAUGUACUGUACUGUUUUCACAUAUUUGUUAUUUACAGCACUAUGUCAAUAUGUUCUUUGUGUAUAUAUGUAUUCAUGAUGGGAAUCUUAGCGAAGAAGUACAUGAGCAAGUUAACAGCAGUCCUUCUGUUUAAAUAAUAUUAGAAAUACAUGUACAUGUUACUGCAAUAACUUGAGAACUCUCUUUGCCAUCACACAAUUUCAGGUUACCAUAGCAAUGAACUGUAGAGCUUUUAACAUAUUGGUUCAACGUAAAUCAUGUAAGAGGGCACGAACGAGCGAGCGGCGUUUAUUGCAGCGCAUGUUGCCUAUGCUGUAAGUACUGACAGUAUUGUGAAGUGGAGAGUGCUGUUUAAAUUAAAGUGUCUGCGAUUGA